Molecule: messenger RNA, 4089 nt
Organism: Mixia osmundae IAM 14324
Lineage: Eukaryota; Fungi; Basidiomycota; Mixiomycetes; Mixiales; Mixiaceae
Exons: 3
Coding region: 1-4089 (1362 amino acids)
Biological process (GO): tRNA methylation
Cellular component (GO): cytosol
Source: RefSeq, a predicted model, not a curated record
AUGUCGAAGCACCUUUCAUCGCUCCAUGAGGAUGUCUCACUGGCUCGCAAGCAGCAUGGCCGACGCGAAAUACCCUCGGCUGACUACAUCACGUCUAUGGUACGCGCAAUCCUCAAAGCAAUGUCGAAUGAUCAACUUGCUCUCUUGCCUGCUCAAGACCAAUGGAGCUCAUCUGCAGUCGGCUUGCGCACGCUUGAGGUGCUCCUCGCAUGGUCGGCAAAGUCUUCGGGCCGUUCUGCUGUAGAGAAGCAGCUUUUGCCUAUUUGCCAGCGGGCAUACGCAAUUUUUGGCAACAAUCGCAAGGAGCUCAAUGACCUUUGCCAGAACCUGAUCACGACCUGCCUCACCCGGGAAAGCUCUGGUGAGAACCAGAGCCUCGAGUGUCGAGAAUGGCUUUGUGCAGUACUCAAGAAUGCAGAGGAUCUCCUCGGCGACAAGCGCGCAAUACUGUGCUUGCAAGCGUUGCUGAAGCGGAUGAACUCGAGAGAUGUACAGACAAGCUUCCCGGGGCUCUUCCCUGCCAUACUCGAGCACAUUCACGAUUACAACACGGGCGUGGCCUGUCGCAAAUUGGCUCUUGAGUUUGCAAGAAAGCUCGACUCUGUGGAAGCCCUCGUACUGCCUUUGGUCAGCGUGGUCAGCCACGCUCAGCCCGCCGAAGUCAGUACGUUGUCAGAUCUACUUGCAGAACUGUUCCGCGAGCAUCCAAUACUCUAUCAGAAUCUGCUAGACGAGCUAUCCGGCGAUAGCGCCGUUGCACAGAGAUCACGUCUCGCACUGAUUCGGCCAUCUCUGUCGGCCAAGCUCAUUACCUAUGCCUCUCUUGAUUACCAUCUUCUUGGCACUUACUUGACUCAGAGAGACGAGACUGUGCGCAGCAUUCUCAUGGGUGUCCUCGCCAUACUGCCUUUUGCACCUGGGCCUACUCUGUCGGCUCAGCUCGAGUUCGCAAAAAGCUUCUGGCGAUGCAACAUAGGAUCGACGAAUAAUUCCUUUGUUCAGCAAGAUGGCCCCCGAAUGCUUAGACUCAUGCUACAUAGGCUGCGUAUCGCAUCUGUCGUGCCCUCGAAUCGAACUGGGGCGGAGGCAAAUCCCAUGCUCGAGGCCUAUAUGGCGCUCGCUGACGUUCGGGUCUAUCUCGAAUGGCUCAGAAAAUUUCUCGUCCAAGGCUUGAGCCCGAUGCGGCCACAUCGAAUCAAGGCCAACGCCAUACGUCUCCUCGCAGUAUUGUUCGAGUCUGGCUUAGACGCGAGCUUUGCGCUCGCGGGUAAGAAAGGAGGCACCGUGACUACUGCCAGUUGGCCGCUCGAGCUUACUCUGGCAGACGCUCACAUGACGCAGACCCUGCUUAAAUCUCUCUAUGCAACCCAUGUCGAUGUCAAGAUGGGCGCAUUCGCUCUCCUCUCGCGUUUUCCGGCUCCUCUGCCUGGCUACGAGGACAGCCGAGCCGGACAAGACUUGCUAGAUGCUGCACUCGAAUCAAUCAAGGCUCCAAGUGAAGCAGCAGUAGCGACUGGAUCGCUCAUUCUUCGUCUCAUCCGGGAUCAGUGGGUGCUCAAGCAGAGGUGCUCGACUCUGCAGCUCCACACGAGCUCAGAUUUUGCGAAGCCCGAAUCGACUGAGCUGCCUUUGGAACGCCUGCUGCGCCAGGCCCUUGCGGUUGCUCAGAACAACCUGACGCCGGCAACCUGCGCUACUAUCAGCGCUCUGACUGAGCACCUAAGUCCAGAUGACUUGCCACUGACUUCUUGGCGCCGCCUCAAUCUUGAAGUUGGCAGUCUCAUGGAGCGCUUCUGGGAUGAUCGUAGCAAAUUUCUUGCCAAUCAAACAGCCAUCGAUGACGCAGCAUCCGCCGACUUCACAGAUCCAGGCAACAUUGAAGUGUCGAACGCUGCCAAAGUCAUGACGCUGUUGACCGCUUUACUCGCCACUCUGCGCAACGUCUUUGCCCGCGCUACGCCUACCGUGAGAUCGUCCAUAUGGACCGUGACCGAGAUCGACGCGAUUGGACGCCAGCAUGGCAUCUGGUUACGCGCUGUUGAGCACUCAGGUGUAUACACACGCAUUGCGGAUGCCUAUUGCGAUCUCUGUACCUGGCUCGAUUCAUCAGAUUGGGCCGAGGGUAGCGAUCUGAUCGACGUGUGGCUAGCAGAGCAUCUCGAAGAUAUGUCGCACAGCAAACUCAACAAUACCAGACGCAGCGGUGGUACCGCCCUCUGUUGUCUCGCUGUGCUCAGCGCUAUCAGGUCCGCCAGACGUGAUCGACUUGUCAGCAUAACGGUCGCACGACUUAGGGUCUUUGCCGAUACACGUCAUACUGCCGAUGAUGUGGGUCCACAAGUUCAUGCGCUCAAUACACUGCGUCUACUCGUGCAAGAUGAACAGCUACGAGACACUAUGAUGAACCAUAUCGAGCCGUCCUUUCUGAUCGCCAUUAACACCUUCCGCUCCAAAGAAUGGUCUAUCAGAAAUGGCGCUCUGAUGCUGUUUGCUGCACUCGUUGAGCGAUGUUUUAGAGGCAAGAGUCGAACGAAGCAGAUGUCAGCUCACAGCUUUUGUAUCCAAUAUCCGACCGUCCUCGACUCGAUCGAGAGCGAGCUGGAUGAGGUGCAACCGGGCAGAACUUCAGACGAGGCGCGCUUUGCCUGCCUAUCGCUCAUCGGCUCUUUCGCUGUCUCACAGGAUUCGUCUGACAAGCACAUCGAUGCACGUAUCGAGCAGCUGCGGCGCAAGACAGAGAGUCUGCUGGGAAAUCCGCAUUGGAUGAUGCGCCAAGCGGCAGCGAAAGCCACAGCAGCGUUGGUGACUGCAGCAGAAGUCUUGAGUGUCUGUCGAUCGAUGCUCAUCGUUAGCUCCAGCAACGCGACACACGGUCGGCUCUGGACCGUUGCGAACAUUGCGUCUCGACUCAACGCUACGCAAGCUGAGGACCUCUUGCAUGCUUUAUGCACCUUCCUUCCACAGCUCAGAGCUGGCUCAGCUGUAGUACUCGCGGCGGCGCUCACCCUCGCCCAUCAGCUGUAUCAGAUCACUGGGCUGACGCAUACGAGUCGACUCGCUACGCAAUUGACCUUGCAGGCGAAAGAUGCAUUUCGCUGCGAAAGCAGCAUUGGACGCAAGGCCCUACAUACGUCCAUCGCUGGAUUACAGCUCCUCGCUUCGCCAACGGCAGGACGUGACUGUCUACAGAGCAAAGAGCCGAUUGUCCGAUCGGCCGUCUUGCGAUCCGAGGCAAACCUUGACGAUUGCGAGCUCAGGCUGCUCCAACUGGCGCUUGAUCAAGCUGGCGACCAUAGAGAACGCGCGAUGUGCUUCUCGCGACUGAAAGGAUUGUCGACACCUCUCGAUGAGCAGCAAGCACAACUGAUACUGAAGGAAGCACUGCAAACGACGGAUGGUCAUCUCAAGCAAGCGAUCUUGCCCUUCCUAGCAUGCCAGCAGUCACUUGAUGUUUGCCCCGCGGUGACCGCAUUAGUCGAGAGUCUCAGCUUAGACGAGCGAUCAUGGCACGCCCGUCUAGCUGCUGCUCAAUCGCUCGGUUCAAGGAUGCUGUCACCAAUUAUUCCUAUCAUGCUGUUCGUCGACGACGAUCGCGAAGUACGUGACACGGCAGCAAGUAUCCUCGGCGAGGAGAGGGUCGAGGCGAUCGCCAUCCCGUCUCGCAUCAGCUCACUCGGCGCUUGCGACGCUGCUGAGCUCUUAUGCGAGCUGGAUGGCCAAAAUACCGCGAAGGUCAGACAGCGAGUCAAGGGCAGCAUUUUCAGCGCCGAGAGAUCGAACAUGUUCAUCGAUGAUCUUCUUUGCAUCUCCGCGACAUACAACGUUGCGCCAAUGCAAGCCGAUGCAGGCGACACAGGGCCGUUCGAAGCGAAUGUCAAAGCCAUCCUCGACUCUCUUGCUUCAAUGCUAGGCGCAGCCGGCGGGUCGUCGAGCCCGCUACAUGUGCUGGCAGAUCCAGGCAUCGUGCUUCAAACGUAUCGGCUGAUAGCGCUUGUGCGCUUGCUCGGCAAUCGAGCAGAUCUCAAGGCGCGUCUGUCGUGCGACAAGCUGUCAUCGCUGCUGGAUUGCUAUGAGCUCGAUGAGAUCUGA